Messenger RNA from Paraglomus occultum, 2670 nucleotides. The record is from the annotation of a GenBank genome assembly. Lineage: Eukaryota; Fungi; Glomeromycota; Glomeromycetes; Paraglomerales; Paraglomeraceae.
AUGUCGUCAGCUCGUCCGACUGCCCUUCAACGACCAGGAUACGGUGAUAAAGGUCGAGACGGUCACAAGGACCGUCGCACAGAAGUCCAGACCAACUCUUUUAUCAUAAACAGCCCAACAAAAUAUUCCGUUUUCUAUCAAUACAUUAUCGAGUUUCGUAGAGCGAUCACAGAAGAUCCAAAGGAUAAGCCCACGGAGGGAGGAAGUAAAGUCACGAAAAGAGCUCCCAUCAAGGGUUCGCGUAGUGAUACGAAGAGGUUAAAGCGCAUAAUAUUAGCUGAAUUACAGAGAGUACAUCGGGAUGAUUGGUUUCAUAAUAUUGGUGUAGCAUUUGAUGGUGGAGAAACCCUAUACACAACAAAGAAAAUUUCAUCGAAGCAGGACAAACUCUUUGAAAUGGUCGAAGUAUUCGAAGAUCAGGAUACUCGUGGUGCUCCUAAUACUUACCACGUAGACAUAAGGGAACACCCCAGCAACCCAGAAAUCCAUCUGGACGAACUGAAGACUCUAAUGGAAGGAGAGGAGUUUGAUUGGGAUUUCUUUGAUAAAGAUGGGAUCAAGGCUUUGAAUGCCAUUGUACAUCAUUAUCCGGCUUUGAGGUAUACUCAGUUUGGGGAGAGUAUUUUUGAUACGAAGGAUCAUCGUCCUUUAGGAGGUGGUGUUACUUUGGUUAGAGGCAUGUUUGAGAGCAUUCGGCCCGGAGAGGGACAGGCGAAAGGAUCUCUGUUUCUGAACACCAAUAUCACUUAUACUACUUGUUAUGAGCCGGUCGAAUUAUCCGCUUUUAUCCAAAAAUUUCUCAAUCUGCAAUCCCUUCCUUCACGGUUCGACCGCUCUCAAAUCGAACGUAUCAAUAGAGCCAUAAAAAAUCUCAAAGUCAAACCUCUUCAUCGUCCUGAUUCGCAAGCAAAGUAUAGCGUCUGUGGUUUAUGGCCCAAAAAUGCAAGCGAAGUCACAUUCAUGAAUAACGAAACAGGUCAGGAAGAAUCGAUUGAGACCUACUUUCAGAGAAAGUAUAAUAUGAGACUGAAACAUCUGCAUCUCGUGGAAAUGAUGGGAAAGAGAGCUGAUAAGAUCCCUAUCGAAGUUUGUGGAAUUGUUGAGGGCCAGCGUUAUCGGGCAAGUCAACUUAAUGGUGAACAGCGUGCCAACAUGAUACGACACACAUCUAAUCCUCCGCGUGAAAUGAAAAAACUUAUUUCUGAUGGUAUUCGUAACAUGCUCUCGGUCAAUUCCGACCCAGUACUACACGCUUUCGGCAUGACAAUCUCUACCGAAUUAGCUGUAGUCCCCGGCCGCGUGCUAAACUUGCCAAACAUUCAAUAUCAUCCCUCUACACAAAACGCCAAUGUCAGACCAAAGCCAGAUGACGGCGGGUGGAAUUUGAGAGACGUGAAGUUUGCAAAAGCGGGAGAAGACUUGAGGGAUUGGUGUGUAGUCAGUUUGCUGCCGGAACAAGCGUUACCGCCGAGAGUGAUCGAAGAUUUUGUGAAUGAAUUGGUCAGGACUUCAAGUGCACAGGGAAUGUACAUUCCAGAAAGGAGACCGCCGGUUAUAGUGCAACGGGGAGGAUAUACAGCUGAAUCUGUUCGAAAUACAUUAACCAGAAUUGCAUCGGACGCUAAACACAAAUUGGGAGCAGCUCCGCAAUUGAUCGUAUUUAUUAUCGAAGACGAUUCCGGACGCAACCGUGAUUUGAAUACGAUACAAUAUAACGCCAUAAAGGAACUUUUUGAUACCAAAUUUGGCAUUCUUACACAAUGCAUUAAGAUGCCACAUGUUCGUAAGAAGAUGAAACAGUAUUGUGCGAAUGUUGCACUUAAGAUGAAUCUAAAGCUUAAUGGUACAAAUUCCUCUCUUAACCUUACACUAAUGCGGAAAGAGCCAGUUCUUAUUCUUGGUGCAGACGUAACGCAUCCUCCGCCUGGAGCAACUGAAUGGCCGUCGAUUGCAGCAGUUGUUGGUUCGAUUGAUGCUGAUGCUGCUCGAUAUGUAGAGAGACAUGUACCUCAAUAUAGAGAGCAAACUACAGGAGAAAAGAAAGGUCGUGCCAGGGAGACUAUCUUGACCAUGGAUCAGAUGUUGUAUGAUAUUUUAAAGGAUUACAGGGAAAGGAAUAACUUAUUACCAAAGAAAAUAAUAAUGUUUAGAGAUGGAUUAUCAGAGAGUCAGUUUGAAAGCUGUGCGUUGGCGGAUGAAUUACCCGGAAUGCGUGCAGCAUGUAAGAAGAUGCGAGCAGAUUAUGAACCCCCGAUUACAUAUAUUGUUGUAGGAAAACGACAUCACACCCGUUUCUAUCCAAUGAAACAAGAGGAUACAGAUCGUAAAGGCAAUUGUAAACCAGGAUUAUUAGUAGAACGCACGAUUACACAUCCUUAUCUAUUCGAUUUCUUCCUGCAAUCACAUUCCAGUCUUCAGGGCACAUCUCGACCCACUCACUAUCACGUGUUACUGGACGAGAAUCACAUACCAGUGGAUGAGCUACAGGACUUUACUUACAAACUGUGUUUCAAUUUCCAGCGAUCCACAAGAGCAGUAUCAAUACCCGCACCUACUUAUUAUGCUCACUUGGUGGCUAAAAGGGCUAGAUCUCAUGUAGAUGUACGCACUGGCCGAUUAAACAAGGUUGAGGAUUACUUGGCUCGUAGGUAUCCAAUGUAUUAUGUCUGA